AAAAUGGAAUGCAUAUGGGAGAAUAACAUUAAUAUUUAAGAAAGAGUUUUAGAUUUAGUUAGUGCCUAACAAAGCUUCAUUGAUAUUUAUGUGUUUAAGUAAAAACUUGUAAAUUAAACAUAAGUAUAUAAUUCACAAUGAGUAAAGAUAAAAGAGAUCUUGACUAUCCGUCAGAACUCGAGUCCCAAUUUGUGUUAAGGCUUCCCGAAGAGCCAGCUAAGGUACUUCGUGAAGUGCUUAAAACAGGAGAAAACCUUAAAAAUCGUUUGACAAUACAAAUUGAUAACGAUAUGAGACAUGGCGAAGUACGGUUCGACCACUGGCUGAUGCAUGCCAAAAUUAUGGAUUUGCCGACCAUUGUAGAAUCUCUAAAAACUAUUGAUAACAAAAGUUUCUAUAAGACCGCAGAUAUAUGCCAAAUGAUGAUAUGUAAAGAUGAACCAGAUACACCAACUGUGGAAGAAGAGUCACCAUCAAAAAAUAAAAAGAAAGAUCCAUAUAAAGUAGACAAAAAAUUCUUAUGGCCACAUGGUAUAACACCCCCUACAAAAAAUGUUCGAAAGAGACGAUUUAGAAAAACAUUAAAGAAAAAGUAUGUGGAAGCACCAGAAAUAGAAAAAGAAAUAAAAAGACUUCUACGAGCAGACAAUGAAGCCGUAAGUGUGACUUGGGAAGUCAUCAAGGAAGAAGAUGAACAUCCAAAGCCUGAACCAAGCACAUCUGCACAUACUAAGCCCGAGCGCAAGCCAAAAGCUGAAAAGAAUAAGAAAGAAACUGUUACGUCAGAGACUGUUAAUCAAAGAUCUUCAAAUGUUGAUGACAUUUUUGGUGGAGCUGUCAGUGAUAGUGAUGAUGAAAAUGCUAAUGUUGACAUGGAAGACAGCCGCUUGUCACCAUAUGAUAGCCGUUUGUCCGACAAUAACUCAAUGUAUGGAGUUGGAGAUACACUUUCAAAGAGAGACUAUCCAAUUGAGUUUGAUUCACAAAUGUUUCCAGGGCAAGGAUCAAAGAAAUCUACUGGGCGUACAAGUACUACAACAUCUGCAGUUUCCCACAGAUUAAAGAGUGGAGCUAUGUCUUCUGAAGAAGAGGUUGAUUACCAUUCACGUGACAUGUCUAAAGACAACAUGCAAUUUAGAAUUGAUCAACUAGGAGCUGAAUUAGAAGAGUUGAAACAGCGUCGUCAAAGAACUCAACAUGAAAUUGCUGGAAUGGAAAAUUUGGCUUUGCGACAAAGAUUCCAAGACAUUCUACACACACUGAAUCAAGAUAUCAUGUAUAAAGAAAUGGAGCGUCAAGGGUUAAUCACCCUCCAAACUUCAGAUGAUAUUUAAAUUAUAGUAUUAAAAUAUUUAAUCUAUUGCAUACUAGCUGUGCCCGCGACUUCGUCCAUGUGAAAUACUGUCUUCAGGUAGCAUUUUCUUUAGGCUAAUUAUUUUUCUUAA
Messenger RNA from Papilio machaon (common yellow swallowtail), 1445 nucleotides. RefSeq names its product transcription initiation factor TFIID subunit 7. The transcript has a single exon. Gene Ontology annotation, molecular function: RNA polymerase II general transcription initiation factor activity. Gene Ontology annotation, cellular component: transcription factor TFIID complex. Lineage: Eukaryota; Metazoa; Arthropoda; Insecta; Lepidoptera; Papilionidae. Bases 138 to 1334 code for a protein of 398 amino acids. The record is from RefSeq and is a predicted model, not a curated record. Gene Ontology annotation, biological process: RNA polymerase II preinitiation complex assembly; transcription initiation at RNA polymerase II promoter.